This is a messenger RNA of Pundamilia nyererei, 1167 nucleotides long. RefSeq names its product sialic acid-binding Ig-like lectin 7. The coding region runs from base 94 to 1167 and encodes 357 amino acids. The transcript is spliced from 6 exons. NCBI's taxonomy places the organism in Eukaryota, Metazoa, Chordata, Actinopteri, Cichliformes, Cichlidae. The record is from RefSeq and is a predicted model, not a curated record.
GUAAUUUUGCUUCAUUUCACUCUAAAACUGUGAGACUAAACGGGGACUUGUUUGGGUUUCAACAACAGCAUCAACAAGUUCCUGUGUGUGAACAUGGUGACAGUCGACAUGUUGCUGAUUGUCCUCUUUGUUCCAGGUGUUUUGACUGAUUGUCCUGAUGAAGCAGACCUCUCCAUAACUGCACCAAAGAAGCUGGAAGCACUGAGUGGAUCUUGUUUGCAAAUCCCAUGUAGCUUCAGACCCAAAGACGAACAGACAUUUAUCAGCACAAGUGAAACUUUUGGAGUGUGGAUUAAAAACAAUUCUGAUAUUAACAAAAUCAAAAACAAUGUGAUCUUCAACAGUAGUGGAGCAGUUAGCACCUAUCCAAUGAGUAUUACUGGGAACCUGAGUCAGAGAGACUGCACCACUCUGUUUUCUACUUUAACCACCACAUACACAGACACAUACUUCUUCAGAGUAGAGAGUGAACCAUUCAAGGCGACAGCUCAUUGUGAUCCUCUUCAAAUAACAGUCAGAGAUUCUCCUUGGAGGCCCAAUAUUACAAUCCCAGGUGAUCUGAAGGAGAAGGAGUCUGUCACUAUAACCUGCUCAGCUCUCACUCCCUGUCCACACUCCCCUCCUCAACUCACCUGGAAUCUCCAACAAGACUCUCACAACAAAACAGAGAAAAACACAGAUGGAAGCUUUACAACUAAAAUCCAGCAGAUCAUCACUCUGUCAGACACACAUGAUGGAAAGAAGAUCAGCUGCUCUGCCAGAUAUCCUGUGAACCAAGGAAACGACACCAAGACAGCAGAGACAGAAGAGACUCUCAGUGUUUCAUAUGCUCCUAAAGACACCUCAGCAUCCAGCAGUCCAUCAGGUUUAAUGUCAGCAGGCAGCUGGGUGAACCUGACCUGCUCCAGCAGAGCCAAACCUCCAGUCAGCAGCUUCACCUGGUUCAAGAAGAGCAGAGAUGGAGCUGUGAAAGUAUCUGAAGGAGAGAUUUACAGCUUCAAUGUAACAGAUGGAGGAGUUUAUUACUGUGUGGCCACUAAUGAUCUGGGUAAUCAGACAUCAGCAGAGCUUCAUCCAACAGGAACACAUCAGCCUUUAUCAUGGUCUGCUGUAGGAGGGAUCACUGGGAUCAUCUUACUCAUCUGUAUGGUUUUUGUGUUUUGGUAA